Molecule: messenger RNA, 6352 nt
Organism: Acanthopagrus latus (yellowfin seabream)
Lineage: Eukaryota; Metazoa; Chordata; Actinopteri; Spariformes; Sparidae
Gene: sh3pxd2aa
Product: SH3 and PX domains 2Aa
Exons: 16
Coding region: 1478-5026 (1182 amino acids)
Biological process (GO): superoxide anion generation
Cellular component (GO): cytoplasm
Molecular function (GO): phosphatidylinositol binding; superoxide-generating NADPH oxidase activator activity; protein binding
Source: RefSeq, a predicted model, not a curated record
CCCAGAUCCUGCUGGCCCCUGAGGGUCUGGGGCCCCUGGGGGCAGUUACCCACUCUGCCUUGUUGUAAUCCUGCCUUGCAUGGAUCCUGUAUGCAUAAUCAAUUACAUCACCAGAAAAGCAGUCGGCACACAUGAGGCUGGGAGAUCUGGGGGCUCCAAGGGCCCUGGGGCAUUUGCUCAGCCGGAAUUCCGGCAUUGUAACGACGGUUAUCAUCAAGUAACUACAACACAAGAAGGUUUUCACGAGUGAUUUAAGACAUGAUACUGACCUGGUCUCAUACUGGCCCUUUCAGGCUCUUACUGCAUCUUAGGUGUUUGGUUUUAUGAACAGGACAAAGAUGGGGGGGAGUCAGUCUCGCCUUUGAAUGAGCUUCUUUACCGUCUUGCUUAUGUUGCGGCGUGCACAGGGGGGCAGUGUUCGGUCGUUAAUUGGCUCUUUCAUGACGAGAAGCCUGCUGCUGAUUGGUCGCCCGCGAAACAGCUGUAUCCAUAGUUCCAGCUGCUCGUGUCUCCGGCCAGAAAGAAAGCUGCCCGUAAUCUUAGAGCCCGAGAGCGUUAACGAGCCGAGUGUCGCCUCACGACCCGGCUGCCAUCUGCCGCGCAGGACGGGACCUGGAGACGUACCGCGAUGAAUCACGCACGCUGGAGUGUGUGUUGAAUCCAGGCCUCCAUCUCGCACCAGACGGCUCUUCUUACAUAUCUAAAGUGGGAGGGAAAGUUGUGUGCUGAGUGUGAAAUGUUAAAGCGACCGAGUAACAGGCUGGUUACACUCGCAGCGUAGUCAGCCAUUAUGUCACGUUACGGAGAGGGCGCAGCACGCCUGACCAUUGUUUAUUCUUGAGGGCUUCGUUCCGAGUGGCCCUGAGGACGGUGUGUAUGUGUUAAGCUGAGGACGGUGUGUGUGUGUGUGUGUGAGGCUGAGGACGGUGUGUGUGUGUGUGAAGCCCAUCCCACUCCGCUCCUCAGCCCUCUGCGCCUGCCGCUGUCACGCAGGAGCGUUUGGCGCUGCUCUGCCGGCUCUCUCGCACUCGGCCAGCCGCUGGACCCUGCAGGUAUGCUGCCGCCGCCGCCGCUGUAGGCACCGCGGCAGACACAAAGCAGCUCGACACACUUCCUUUUUUCUUUCUAUUUUAAGGUGACCGACUUCAUCCACGCUCCGCCCGCCGCUGGUCAGCCUGUGUGCCCGUAGACACCGUGGAAAAAAAAAACAAAAAAAACAAAAAACUCGCCCCCUGCUCCGAUACUCAGCGGUGUGUGUCUGCACGGGCUCUGACGGACUGUCGAUAAGUUUUCUAUCUAAUCGAUGAUCGUUGCGUCGACCGAGGGAGGUCCGAGCUGCCCGUUGGCCCGCCAGCGAGCUGACGUCUUGACGGACCGCUGAAUGGUUAACUGACAGCGAUGAGUGCUGAGAUUUCCCUCCGGUGAUACGGGAGAGCUGAUCUGGAGCCGCAGCAAAGCCGCCUGCCCCGACGCGUUUAUGCAGAGCCUUUGCAGGGUCAAGAUGCAGUUUCGGACUGUGCUGGACGUGAAAGUCGUGGACGUGGAGAAGAGGCGCAGUCCAUCCAAACACUACGUAUAUCUCAUUAAUGUCACCUACUCUGACAACACGUCCCACAUCAUCUACAGAAGAUACAGCAAAUUCUUUGACCUACAGAUGCAGAUACUCGACAAGUUCCCAAUUGAGGGAGGGCAGAAAGACCCAAAGAAGAGGAUCAUCCCGUUUCUCCCAGGCAAAAUCCUGUUCCGCAGGAGUCAUGUACGAGAUGUGGCAAUGAAGCGGCUGCGUUUCAUCGACGACUACUGCAGGGCGCUGGUGCGACUCCCCCCUCAGAUCUCUCAGAGUGAGGAAGUGCUGCGCUUCUUUGAAACAAAAGCCGAGGACAUCAACCCCCCAGUAGAGGACUAUGGCUCCAAGCGCAAGUCGGUAUGGAUGUACGGCUUUACAGACAGCCCAAGGAAAGAGGCCUCAGGGAUUGACAGCUCGGAGCCCAUGGUGCUGGAGCAGUACGUGGCCGUGGCCAGCUACGAGAGACAGGAGAACUCGGAGAUCAGCCUCAAGGCUGGCGAGACGGUGGAUGUGAUCGAGAAGAGCGAAAGUGGCUGGUGGUUUGUCAGCACAGCAGAGGAGCAGGGCUGGGUGCCGGCCACAUACCUGGACUCCCAGAAUGUAACCAGAGAUGAUUUGGAUCUGGGCACUUCCAGGACUGGAGAAGUCACUAAGAGACGCAAGGCACACCUGAAGAGGCUGGACCGCCGCUGGACCCUUGGGGGUAUAGUCAACCGCCAGCAGAGCAGAGAGGAGAAAUAUGUGACGAUACAGCCGUACACCAGUCAAGGGAAGGAUGAAGUCAGCUUUGAGAAAGGGGUCACCGUGGAGGUCAUCCAAAAGAACCUGGAGGGCUGGUGGUUUAUCAGAUACUUAGGGAAAGAGGGCUGGGCCCCUGCCUCCUACUUAAAAAAAGUGAAAGAGGAUUUUUCCCCUCGCAAGAAGACCCUGACAGGCCCUGUGGAGAUCAUUGGCAACAUCAUGGAGAUCAGCAACCUGUUGCAAAAGAAGUCGGUCAGUGAGAAGGACAUCCAGACAGACGGAGAGGGUAGCACCACACCCGAACGCCACAUCUCCAAGAGUGAGAUCAGCUUGCCCAUGCCCUUUAGUGCUGAAAUCAAUGCCGAGACAGGCAGGAGGCUGAGUGCAGGCCGUGACACCAACAGCCCAUGUCUGGGAAUAGCAGCAAGUGCUGCCCUGAAUGAAAAUAAAGCGAGAGGCGAGCCAGGGUCCCCAGCUGUUGCAAGAGUGGCACCGCAUAGAGUGGAAAUUGGCUUUGAUGCUAUAGGGUCUCCAAAUCUGAGACAAAAGCCUCCACCAAGAAGAGAAACCCACCUGGGAUUCCAGUUACCCAAGCCACCAGAGCCACCUGCUGUGGAAGCUGAGUAUUACACUAUUGCAGAUUUCCAGUCCUCCAUCUCUGAUGGCAUCAGUUUCCGUGGAGGACAAAAGGCUGAUGUGAUAGAGAAGAACCCAGGAGGCUGGUGGUAUGUGCAGAUUGGAGAGAUGGAGGGCUGGGCCCCCUGCUCCUACAUCGACAAGCGCAAGAAGCCCAACCUCAGCCGUCGGACCAGCACCCUCACAAGGCCCAAAGUCCCACCCCCAGCUCCACCUGUCAAAAAACAAGACUCAGAGGAGACGCCCCCUCCUGCUAACUCUGCCUCUCAAGCCUCAGAGCCACCAAGCAGACCUGUGUACGAGGAACCUGAAUAUGACGUACCAGCAAUCGGAUGCGAAGGUGAAUCAGACACAGAUUCCCUGAAGGAUGAGCGCAGUCUGGAUGUGAAACUAAGCAGCGUGGUCAGCGACAAGUAUCGCAGCUCCCCACCUUCCUGCAAGGCCUCUCCUCCAGUGUGCAAGGCGUCCCCUGUUUUCACUCAUCGAAGAUCAUCCUUCAGGUCUGUAGAGGAGGUUGCAAAAGAGGAGUGUAUCUAUGAGAAUGAUGGAUUUAGGCGAAGCAGUGGCAUAGAGGGAACUUCAACAGUCAAAGGUUCCAGUGAGCCAAAUUCCCCAAGGAGCUACCAUUCCUCCACAGUCCCACGCAAACCCUCUGGAUCCUCACCUUUAGCUGGUAGGCCCAUGAAGACCAUGACGCCAGAGAUGAGCCGGAGAAGCCAGACCCUUGGCAGACAUAUAGAUAUCAGCCUCAGAUCACAGGACAGCAGUCCCCACUCCUCAUCAGAUGAAUUGAACAGAGGCCCCAAGAAAGGCACUGCCUUUAGCAGGGAUGUGGAGCAGAGAAUAGGUCAGAGCCCAUCCACCAGGCCCAAGCCUUCUGUCAGACCUAAACCACUCCUGACCAAAUCAGAGCCCCAGAGUCCUGAGAGGAUGGAUAUUAGCUCUCUGAGACGGCAGCUGAGGCCUACAAGUCAGUUUCGACAUGGCCUCAAACCCACCCGUGGGGACGACUCUGAAACAGCCUCUGUUAUUUCGUCAGAGGACUCGAUGUGUUCGCGAAGUACCUCAGAUCUCUCUUCUGUUUACUCCAAAGGGAGCCGUGGUGACUCAGACGUGGAAGGCCCCAAUAUCUACCGCUCUCUCGACGCCUAUAAGAAGGUCCAGGAUUCUGAAAUCAGCUUUCCAGCCGGAGUUGAGGUUGAGAUUCUGGAGAAACAAGAGAGCGGUUGGUGGUACAUCCGUUGGGGAUCGGAGGAGGGGUGGGCUCCCUCAUACUACCUGGAACCUGUCAGACAAAUUGGUGAUCCAGGUGGUUUGGAAUCAGAUGGACAUGGAAGUGGAGGGAGCAAGUCCAACAGCCUGGAGAAAAAUGAGCAACACGUUUUGGCCCUCAAUAACAUCAAUAUUCAGGGUCUGAACCCACAGCAUCAAGGCUUGAGGAGGAACACUCCACCAAUUCCUUCCAAGCCUCCUGGUGGCUUCUCAAAGCCAUCUGGAAUAGUAAAUGGAGGGGUUCGGAUGAGGAAUGGGGUACGCCAGGUGGCAGUGAGGCCUCAGUCUGUAUUUGUGACCACGACACAGCCGGCUAAGGAUGGUCACUACAUGACUGGUUCUCUGAGGCGCAAUGACUCGCUUGGUCGAAGUGAUCACUAUGGCUCUGGUUCUGCCACUCUUGGUGUACGGAGAAAUGCCUCCUUCAGCACCGUUAGGCCACAUGUAGUUGUUGAAAGUCAGACAAGGCCUGCUGAGCGCUCCAGCCUGGGGUCCUCAGGGAGCUCAUUCAGCACGAGCAAUGUCCAGGAUGCUCUUAGCAGAGUUAACCAACGUAACGGCAUCCCUGUGUCCACAGUCCGACCCAAGCCCAUCGAGAAGAGCCAACUGAUCCACAAUAACCUUGGUAGGGAUGUGUAUGUGUCCAUCGCUGACUAUCGCGGCGAUGAGGAAACUAUGGGUUUCACUGAGGGUACGUGUCUGGAGGUUUUGGAGAGAAACCCCAAUGGCUGGUGGUACUGCCAGGUGCAGGACAGCCUGCUUCCCCGCAAGGGCUGGGUCCCUUCUAACUACCUAGAGCGCAAGAAAUAAAACCAACCCCACAUCCCUUCGGUAUCUUCAAGGACGUGGGUGGCAUCAAUUUUUAGGAAUUUAGCCCGCUAUCCCCCCUAAGCAAUAUGUCCUUGAAAAUGUACAUUUCUGAAAAUACUGUGUAAAAAAAAAAAGAUGUUUUAAUCUGAUAAGGAAGGACAUCUUUAGUGCUGGUUUACUAAAAUGUUUUUGAAGAGAAAUGUAAAGAUUUUUGUGGGACUGGUCAACCUUGAACAAGGAAAUUUGAGGAGGACAGUGUCUUUGAGUAACUAAAUGGUAUGAAUGGGAGUGAUAACCUCUUAAAGAGGUUUGCAUUGUGUAAUACUCCAGUUAAGCAGGGUAAUAGCUCUGCUUAUUUCUGCCCAUCACUGAUUAUGAUGGCCAAUAAGUGCCUUUUGUAUUUGUUCACCUAAAUGGUGGUCCUAAAUGGUGGAUGGCAAAACAUUAAAUCAACCAAAUCUUUUAAGAGUGCCAUAGGCCUAUGAACACCACCAAUAAUAUUUCCAUAAACAAUUUAGAGCUCCACUGUAGAUUGCUAACAAAAUGCAAACUUUCACUUUUAAGUUCUCUAAUUAGUACACAGAUGAAGAAAGGAAAAAACAAGAUUUAAGGAAUUCAAGUCACAGAAUAUAUUUGUUUUAAGCCACCAAGUCAUCGAGCAAACUAAAUCAACAUUUUAAUCCUUUUAUCAGUAUUUGUAUUUGUUGUUACAUUGUUCAUGUUAUAAUUAUGUUAAUGCAAGUGUUCUUUAGAGAAUUAUUUCUGCUUUCUUGUGACAUCUGUUUUCCACCGAGAGCCUGGAAUUGGAAACAUUGAAGUUCCUGCCUCAUGUCUCGUAUUAUCUGAUACAGGCAAAAUACACAGUAGCUGCUCAGGUUUGAUUAAUUGGCAUAGUUUUGUUGUAGAGCAUAAAUCCCCUUAACAAUAUGUUAAUAUUUGUGUUUUUAAUCCCAGAUGCAACUAUUUUGGAUAACACGUGUAAAAAAAAAAAAAAAUAGAAAAGAAAUAAAACAAAAAACCUGUUAAACUUGAAAAUAAUAGUUGGAAUGUUAUGUUUACUGGAAAAUCAAAGAAACAACAUGUAACCUUAUUGCUCCACAGAGCAAAACCACUUCUUAUCUAAAUAGCGAAUAACCUGAUUAAAUUUAAAAACACAUAAUUUACAAAGGUUUACUGUCAUUCCAGGAACAAUUGACUUUGUACAUAUUUUGUUCUGUAGACAUACUGAUAUUGCUGUUGCAGGGAUGCAUUGAAUAAGUACUGGAAAUGCAGGGAGAUAAUUGAAUCCCAGGGACAUAUUUGCACAGCAUUUAGCCCAAAAUGUGA